CUUAAAACGACCUAAGUAUCCUAGAGAAUGCGGACCAUUUUUGUUCAACCAUUCUCGGAUGGUUCAUAUUACCCUCUUCUGGCCGCAACGUUAACGCAGAACUGCCUUGACAAUGCUAUUCUCGCUGCCCUGGACCCAUAGGCUGCUACUAUCGUUGCUACUGGCUAGUGUCCAUGUCGCUGGGCAGGAGCAAGCGUUGUUUUCGCUACAGCAGCCGACGAUUUAUGCUGCCGUGAACAGUUCAACCAUCAAUUGCGAAAGGGCCUAGUGUGUUUUAAUACAACAAGCUCUCGGUCAACAAAAUGUAUACUAUGGAGCACUACCUGACGAGUUCAGCAGGGGCUACUAUAGUAUGCAACAGCAAGAACUUCGCCCUAUUUGCGUAGCAGCUCUCGAAACGGCACAACAAAUAGCCCGGGCAAUUACCAUUGUCAAAGACGAGGAAUGUCCAUUUGCCGUGAAAAGCGGCGGCCAUACACCCUAUGCUGGUGCUUCGAAUGUUCAAGAUGGGCUCGUAUUUGAUUUACGAAACCUUAAUACUGUCGAACUUUCUGAAGACAAACUUACCGUAUCCGUCGGAUCUGGAAAUAGAUGGAUUGAUGUCUAUUCGAUACUCGAAAGGCACGGAUUGGCCGUUGCUGGCGGUCGCGUAGCAUCGGUUGGGAUUAGCGGAUUUCUACUUGGAGGAGGACUCUCCUUGCAUAAUAGAAAGUACGGCUGGGCCGUGAACAACGUCCGAAAUUUUGAAGUCGUUUUGUCAGAUGGCAUUAUUGCGAAUGUUAAUGCUGAUAGCCAUCCUGAUCUGUUCUGGGCACUUCGAGGAGGCGGCGGGAACUUUGGCAUUGUGACUCGCUUCGACUUGGAAACAUUUCCGCAGGGCCUGAUUUGGGCGGGCACAGAGGUUGUUGCGAUUUCCGACCUUGCCUCACGCCGUGCGGCAUUGAAUCUACAUGAGCCAUUUCAAUGGACCCUGCGGUCAGCGACUAACAUAAUGGGAAAAAUUUUUCAUCAAGGGUUAUGCCUUAUUGGAAAAUGCGUUCACUCCAAUGAUUUCAUCAACUACUUUGUCGGAAUGUCUCAACAGACAGAUACAAAUGCCCACAUAUUGACUUUCUUCUGCUGGAUGCCAGAGGUACGAAUGAUCGGCCUUGGGGGCAGUUUUGCAUAUCUCGAGCCAGUCGAGAAGCCGCAGGCAUUGGAAAAUAUGACAGCACUGAAAACAUUUUACUCUACAGUAAAGCUAAGGACUAUGUCGGAUUUUACCAAAGAGAUGGAUAGCUACACCCCACCGAUCUACCGAGCCCAUUGGGACACGACAACAUUCAAAGUAAACGCAGACCUGAUUUCAAAAUUAUUUGACAUUUUCUUGGAAGAGACUCAUGAGAUUAAGAACAUACCCAACUGUCAGCCAAGCACUAACAAUCAGCUGAUCACCAAAGAUGACAUCCUGUUAUCCGACAACAAAGGAGGAAAUCCGAUGGGUAUUAAAGCAGAAGAUGGACCAUUAUUCUUAUUCAGCAUCACGAUAACAUACACGGAUCCGGCGGACGACGUUAAGAUUAAAACUGUCGCACAGAAAGUCAUGUCUCGUGCAAAAGCACUGGGGAAAGAGAUGGGCUUGCACCUCCCGUUCCAAUACAAAAACUACGCUGAUGGAGACACGGAUGUCUAUGCUGGAUAUGGGACAGAAAACAGACAAAAGCUAAAAGAUAUUCAGAAGAAGUAUGACGCUGCGGGUGUCUUUUCCCGUUUGCAGUCGGGAAGUCAUAAAGUAUGAUUUUAUACCACACAGUUUAAUGGUGUUUGCUGGUGUUAAGAGCACAAAUACUGUUCAAAUGUUGCUUAACUACAACUAUUAUUGAC
This is a messenger RNA of Talaromyces proteolyticus, 1863 nucleotides long. RefSeq lists its product as uncharacterized. Gene Ontology annotation, molecular function: FAD binding. Bases 353 to 1777 code for a protein of 474 amino acids. The transcript is spliced from 5 exons. The record is from RefSeq and is a predicted model, not a curated record. Lineage: Eukaryota; Fungi; Ascomycota; Eurotiomycetes; Eurotiales; Trichocomaceae.